This is a messenger RNA of Vitis riparia (riverbank grape), 674 nucleotides long. Its product is annotated as MLP-like protein 43. Lineage: Eukaryota; Viridiplantae; Streptophyta; Magnoliopsida; Vitales; Vitaceae. The transcript is spliced from 2 exons. The record is from RefSeq and is a predicted model, not a curated record. The coding region runs from base 111 to 473 and encodes 120 amino acids. Gene Ontology annotation, biological process: defense response.
UCUUCCUUCCACCACUGCCCACUGCCUCGUAUUAGGAUAUCGUUUCUUAGUUAAUAUAUAGUUGAUUAAUUUCCAUCUCCAACUCCAACUACUACUAUUAUUAGAAAAAUAUGGCUCUAACUGGCAAGCUAGAGGUUGAAAUGGAGAUCAAUUCACCUGCGGAUAAAUUCUAUAACAUCUUCAGGAGGCAAGCACACCACAUUCCUAAUAUCUGCUCAGAUAAAGUACACCAAAUUGAUGUACAUGAAGGUGACUGGGAGACUCCAGGCUCCGUCAAGAACUGGGGUUAUACUCUUGGAGGGACUUCUAUGAGCCUUAAAGAGACUGUGGAAUCAGUAGAUGAUGAAAACAAGUUAAUCACUUUCAAGGUUGUGGAAGGAGAGAUCAUGAACCAUUUCAAGUGCUUCAAGUCCAACUUGCAAGUAAAAGCAAAGGUGAAUGAGGAUGGUUUGGAAUCGAGAGAUCAUGAAUGAUUUCCCUACUUUAGAGUCAAUAAUUAAGUGGAAUGUGAGAAGGUGAAUGAGGAUGGCCCGGAUCCAAUGCUCACUAAACUAUUGAAGAUCACCUUCCUGAGGCAUAAUUCCAUUACUUUUCAUCGACGCUGCGAUGCUAUAAAAGAAUAUUAUAAAAAUGCAAGGGUAAUGAAAUAUUGUAACAGCCUUUGCCGUAUUGAA